AUGUCAGCUUAUUCAGAAACCAAAUUUGAAACUCAACAUUACCAUGAUUCAAGACCACAAUAUUCAGAUGAAUUUUAUGACGAAUUAAUGAAAUAUCAUAAAGGAAACAGAGACAUUGCGAUCGAUCUAGGAUGUGGAACAGGUUUUGUAACGUUUAAAUUAACAAAAUAUUUCAAUAAUGUAAUUGGAACUGACCCUUCAACAUCAAUGAUUGCGCAAUGCAACAAAUCGAACAAAAAUACAAAAGUCAAAUUUUUGAUUGGUACGGCAGAAUCACAACCAAGUGAAAUAGAACCAAACUCAAUUGAUUUAAUUACAGCUGGUGAAUCUGCUCAUUGGUUUGACCACCCAAGGUUCUUUAAAGAGUGUCAUCGUGUUUUGAAAUCAAACAGUACUUUAGUUUAUUGGUUAUAUAAAGAUCCAAUAUUCAUAGGUUAUCCUAAGGCUAAUGAAAUUUAUACAAAUUAUACUUAUAAUUCAAAAAUAGAAGAUGGUUAUGAGAAAUAUAUGGGUCCAUAUUAUCAACAGCCAGGUCAUGACUACUUAAGAACUUUGAUGAGAGAGAUUGAACCACCAAAUAAUUUAUUCACGGAUGUGAUCCGAAAUGAGUACUUGGUAGAUAGAGAUGGUAUUGAAGGUGACAAAUAUACUAAGUUAUUCAUUAAGAAGACUAUUGAUAUGGUUUGGUUUUUAAAUUAUGUCAAGAGUUGGAGUGCUUAUCAUUCUUGGAUGGUUGAACAUGGUUCUAAAUAUGACAUAGCAGAAAAAUUCGUAUAUGAAUUAAAGACUGAAAUGAAAUGGGAUGAUGAUACUAAAAUUGAUGUAAUCUGGGAUACAAAAUAUGUAUUUGCUAGAACCAAAUAA
Molecule: messenger RNA, 864 nt
Organism: Insectozyma verbasci
Lineage: Eukaryota; Fungi; Ascomycota; Pichiomycetes; Serinales; Debaryomycetaceae
Source: the annotation of a GenBank genome assembly